UCUCAAAGCCUUCAUCAAAACCCAACAUUCAAAUUUCAUAUACUCGAGCUAAGUUAAGUGAUUCAACAUGGCGAGGUACUACAACGACUACUAUUCUUACUGGGAUUACUUUCCCCCUCUCCAACUUUGCUUCUUUAUCUCCAUCCUCUUCUUCAUCUUGGGCUUUACAUGGUACAUAAACUACGAGUCCAUGUUCGAGGACAUGAUGUUUCAGGUCAAGCUCUUCUUCCUGCUCAUCCCCCUAAUUCUGCUACUCCUCGUUCACUUCUUGUCGGGUGGUAUAUCAUUUUUGCUGCCGUACCCGGAGCAGGACUCGCUGCACAGAGUCGGAGCCGGAGGGUCUCCGACUCCGUGGGGUGUCGGAUUUUUGCUGGUGUUCCUUUUGUUCAUGAUCUCUUACCAGUCUUCUAUCCAUGAACGUUGGUUUCCCUUAUACAGUAAGUAGAUGAUGAAUAUGAUCGAAUGGGGGUGUUGAUGUAUAAUAUUAUUAGCUAGCUGUGUAUAAAUCGGCCAAAUGGGUAAUCUUUAUGUAACGGUAAUUUUUGUAAUAGUGCUUAAGAGUACUAAUUAAAGCUCUGGUUUAGUGCCUUUUCCUUGUUCUUUUUGGUAUUCAAUACUAGCUAGCUACUAAACUGCAAAGCUGCUUUUGUUUCUAGAUUAUUAAUUUGUAUGUAGCUUAUUAGUGUUUCUGGAAAUACAUAUGAUAUAUAUGUGUUCCUGUGUACUCCUAGUUAUGUGUGCGUUGGUAUAUAUAUGAUCGUGUUCUUAUGAUU
This is a messenger RNA of Rosa chinensis, 773 nucleotides long. RefSeq lists its product as uncharacterized. Bases 68 to 445 code for a protein of 125 amino acids. The transcript has a single exon. Lineage: Eukaryota; Viridiplantae; Streptophyta; Magnoliopsida; Rosales; Rosaceae. The record is from RefSeq and is a predicted model, not a curated record.